AUGAUUACUGACAAAGAGGUUUCACCGUCCACGGUACCACUUCUGUCUACAACUACACAGCCCUCAAAGACUCUGACCGAAUCUCGAACUGAUCCGAACUUCAAUCAAUUUGCACAUCUAAAUCAGCGACAUGCAUUCAGGACUCAGACCGCUUGCAAUCUUGACACAACAUUCUUCGUUGACGAACACCAGAUGUCAAACGAGCAAGCGAACGUUACCGAAACCAAGGAUUCACCUCUCAAUCGCCAACUUCCAUGUCCGGGCGACCUAGCUGCAAUUCCAGAGGUAGCCGAACCAGUAACGGAGGGGUUCAGACUUUGGCAAACUGAGGAGAGAGAUGAAGAAUCUGAAACGAGCUACAAGGCCGGCUCGGCCACUUUCAUUGAGAUACCUGUGAACGGAAAGCCAGUCAUGGCGCUUUUGCUUUCUCAUCAACUUGGUCAGUGGAUGUUAGAGUGUGUAAAGCUUCAACGUGACCAUGGGGAACUCGAGGGUCGUUCCAAGGGGGACAUUGCAAGUAUCGACAAGAAGAUCUAUGACCUUCAACAUAUUUCUCGCUCUCUGAAAUCGGCAAUAACCAUGGCCGAGCGUCUCAGUCACAUGUCUGGUCAAGACCAACGUGAUCAAUAUCACACGAAGAUGUCGAGGUUACAAGAUGAAUCACAAGAGAUAGAGGGACGCAUAAUGCAACUCCAGAAACAAAAAGCAGUCAUAAGGUCUAAAGAGCAGGACUUGAAAGAGCAGUGGAUUAACUACAUGGAGGCUAUCUCUAUCAGCCAUGACAAUGCUUUCAUCAAGGCUGGCAUAUUACCCGAGUAUAAGGAGGUGGGACGCAAAGGUUCUUUGGCCAAUGAGGAGGAAUCGUAUGUAGAAAUCGCCGCAUCUGAAGACACGGAGGUUAAAUCGCAUUACACGUCAGCGAAAGAACCAUCGGGAUCAAGCGCUCGGGAAAAGUGGGGCAUGGUCCUGUUUAAGGGCAACUCUACAAAUAAAGACAACUCCAGCAGCAACGAAGUUGUUCCCUUUCACGAAACUCAGGGAAAUGAGCACGCCCAGCUUCUAGAAGAAGCUACAGUACUAGGUCAAAAGUUUUGCAACGCCAAGCUGCCGAAGCGCCGAACCACCAUUUUGGGCAAUGCUGUUUUGGGUGGAUAA
This is a messenger RNA of Alternaria alternata, 1155 nucleotides long. RefSeq lists its product as hypothetical. Lineage: Eukaryota; Fungi; Ascomycota; Dothideomycetes; Pleosporales; Pleosporaceae. The transcript has a single exon. The record is from RefSeq and is a predicted model, not a curated record. Bases 1 to 1155 code for a protein of 384 amino acids.